AUGUCGCUGCAGCUCAAUUCCUUCCCGGUGACCCUGCUCUCGGGAGUGCCCGCGCCGUCGGGCACCGUGCCCGUGAAGCGACUGUGGGGCGCCCGCGCGGCGUCGCUUUCUUUGCUCAGUGUCCUUCGCCAGAUGGCUGCCCCGAGGUUCUACUGCGGGCGCAGCUGCGGGGCAUGGGAGGAGUGCCGGCCAGAGGGCUACACCGCCGAUGAGAGGUGGGCCGCCCGCGCGUUGCAGGCCCUCGCGGAGAGGCGGCUCGAGGGCGCCCGCGGCGCCGCCGAGGCCGCGGACGUGAGGGCGCUGCUCGCGCCCGUCGGGCCGGGGGGCUGCUCGGCGGUGCUGCAGCGGAUGUUGCGCGCCCACGGCGGCAAGGUCCACUUCCUCUACUUCUGGAAGGCCGUCCGAGAGGUCUCCCGCGUGGCGGCGCCGGACCAGUCCGAGGGCCCGACCUCCGAGCUCGAGACGCUGCGGGACAAGGUCCUGCGCAUCCUCGAGGAGUCCGUCAGGAGCGCCGGCGGGGAGGGCGGGCCCCGCGCGGCGCUCGCCGCGGCGGAGCUGCCCACCGACACGCUCGUGCAGGAGAUACUCCGCGCCGAGUCCAUGUCGGCCCAACCGCAGUUUUGGCGGGACGCCGCGGACACGAUCCGCGAGCACCACAGGUUCGGCUCCCUCACGCUCGAGGAGGUCACAGGCAUUCAUCUUUGCUGGCUCCAGCAGAUUCUGACGUGGGAGUCCCUGAGAAGCUGCGUCCCGGACGUCGCCCUGGCCCCUGAGCCGGCGACCCCGAAGGCCGAGCGGGGCCUGCCUGUGACGAUCCACGUCUACGACGUCUCACAGGAGGACACCAUCAAGCGCCUGAACAAGAUGCUGGCGCACGAGUAUUCCCCCCUGAAGCUCGGCGGCGUCUUCCACGCGGGCGUCGAGGUGAACGGGCUGGAGUGGUCGUUCGGGUUCACGCCGAGCUCAACGAGAUCUGGCGUCUUCUGUUGCAUGCCCAAGCAGAAUGCACAGCACCACUACCGCGAGUCCGCGCGUUGCCGGUACACCAGCCUCUCGGCGGAGCAGAUCAAUAGUGUCAUCACCGAGCUGGUGGAGGAGUGGAAGGGGCGGGACUACGACCUGCUGCGGCGCAACUGCUGCCACUUUGCGGACGAGUUCUGCCGGCGCCUCAAGGUCGGUGGCAUCCCCGGCUGGGUGCACCGCCUGGCGCGCAUCGGCGCGCGGCUGGACCCCUGCGGGGAGCACAGGAGCUCGCCUCGGGCCCCGAUCGCAGCGACGGUGGCGAUGCUCGUGCUCCUCAGGGAGCAGGACCCUGGGCCCCCGCGUCGCUCGCUCCCGCUGGCGCGGCCGCCGCUCCCGCGGGCGCCGCCGCGGGCCCCCGGGCUGGACCGCGCGGGGCUGCGGCCCUGCUCGGACGCCCCGGCGGCGGGCCAGGCGCCGCCGCGGAAGGCGAAGGCCGCCGCCAGAGGGAGCCCGCUGCCGAAGGUGGCGGGGCUCGGGGCGCUGGGCGCGGGCAUUAUUUACGCGGCCAGCUCGGAAGAGAUUUCCACGAACCUCGGAGAGGCUUUCGAGGACUUCAACGACGCGAGCAGGGAAUUUUUCGAGAGCAUUGGCGACCGCCUCGUGGCCAAGCCCAAGGAGCCCUGGCUUCUUGACUUUGCCACGAUGAAAUAUCCCGAGCAUCUGCCGACACUAAUCCUCGACCUUGACAAGGUCAUCCUUCACCUAGAUCACGACAGCCGCACGGGCUGGCAUGUAAUCAAGCGGCCAUACGCCGAUCAGUUCUUCAAAGAGAUGCAGCACUACUACGAGAUAGUCAUCUUCUCUGACGACGUGUUUCCCGUUGCUUUGGACAUCUCGACGAAGUGGGAGUUGCCUGUGACGAGUGUAUUGCACAGAGAUUUCUGCAAGAGGAAGCGCAGCCAUUACGUGAAGGACCUGUCAAAGUUGGGCCGUAAAUUGGACAAGGUUCUGAUGAUCGACCACGACGAGGCCGCAUUCCAAUUGCAGCCGAAGAACGGCAUUCCCAUUUGUCCUCCUCCUCCGUCCCUACAAUCGCUGGUCCCUCCAAGACAUCCUGAAUCUCAAGGAUCCCCCUGGACACCCCUCGAUCGCUUCGGGCACCCCUGA
Molecule: messenger RNA, 2130 nt
Organism: Prorocentrum cordatum
Lineage: Eukaryota; Dinophyceae; Prorocentrales; Prorocentraceae
Source: the annotation of a GenBank genome assembly